Torulaspora delbrueckii is the source of this 654-nucleotide messenger RNA. RefSeq lists its product as uncharacterized. The record is from RefSeq and is a predicted model, not a curated record. The transcript has a single exon. Lineage: Eukaryota; Fungi; Ascomycota; Saccharomycetes; Saccharomycetales; Saccharomycetaceae. The coding region runs from base 1 to 654 and encodes 217 amino acids.
AUGGAACUGAGGAAACGGAAAAAGGUACAGUACCAAACGGAGACAAGGCCGAAAAGGCUAUUGAGGUCGACAACUGAAUCGGUACCACGCACUAAGAGGUCUUAUACAGUAAAACCAUUACAAAGACCUGGUUUCAGAGGUGAAGAGUGCGAGUGGAAUUCUUCAAGAGAUGUCUUGUCAUAUAGAGAAGCUCAAAAGAAUUUGCAGAGACUAACAAAAUUACAAAAUGACCUGUACUAUAGCGACCUGAAAAUACCGCAGCUCUUGGGCCCCACAAAGGAAUGUAGAUUGUUCAGAUUACCAGAUGAUAUAAAAAACUUCAAAAAAAUUACUGAGGAUCUGACGCUAUUGAUCAACAACAUAGAGUCUGUGAAUCAACCUGUUUUCACGAAACAGCUGCCUUCACCGCAUGACUUCACAAAUCAUCCUUCUUCCAUGCAAAGUUUGGCAAAAUUGUAUCACAUAGAUAUCAGGGAUAUCUCUGAUAGACUUACCAAUAAGAAAUAUUCGUCCCGAACCGAGAUUCAGUCGAUUAGUAGGAAACUAGAGAAGCCUCUCCUAAAAGGAAGAGAUACUUCUUUAGAAUGGCCUUCUAAACCGCGGAAAAGAGAUGGAAAGCACAACAAAUUUGGAAGUGUUUCAUUAUUUACCUGA